Messenger RNA from Hermetia illucens (black soldier fly), 2273 nucleotides. RefSeq names its product peptidyl-prolyl cis-trans isomerase. NCBI's taxonomy places the organism in Eukaryota, Metazoa, Arthropoda, Insecta, Diptera, Stratiomyidae. Gene Ontology annotation, cellular component: intracellular membrane-bounded organelle. The record is from RefSeq and is a predicted model, not a curated record. Gene Ontology annotation, biological process: protein peptidyl-prolyl isomerization; protein folding. The transcript is spliced from 2 exons. Gene Ontology annotation, molecular function: peptidyl-prolyl cis-trans isomerase activity. The coding region runs from base 318 to 1013 and encodes 231 amino acids.
UUCCGGGUCGGCAUUUUUCCUACCUAAAUUCCAUUCGGGUUCCCUUCAGUGCAUUUAUUUGUGUUUUCGUAACUUAAGGACGCGAGUUUUCUCCGUCACUUGUGCAUAAUUCUUUAACUGUUCUUUGCUCCUUCCCUGGCAGGGCACCCACGCCGGCUCACGAGUUCUCCAAAGCCGGAAAACUGCUGCAUUCAAAGUCGAAUUCCCCGCCGUCCGAUUGUCGGCCAUUGCACGCACACCAACACGGCGCCCAGCUAGCCGUGCACCGACGCUCGCGCGCAACCGACCCGAAGUAGGAACACGUGUGUGGUGAAAAGAUGUCGCUGCUUGCGACGGUGGCGACCGCUGGCAGGCUGUGCCGGCAUCGGCUCACGACGACGAUUGCGGCAGCGGCGACGAGCAGUAGCGGCGCCGCCAUUAAACCGAUUCCGUCGAUCAUUUCAAUUGCGAGUUCGAGUCAGUGCACGCUUGGAUUUUUCUCAACUUUCCGGGAGUUUGCCACUAAAUCAGCAAAGAAAAUGGGUCUACCUACCGUUUACUUCGAUAUGGCUGCCGAUGGCCAGACAAUUGGCCGCAUCGUGAUGGAAUUGCGGUCCGAUGUCGUGCCAAAAACGGCUGAGAAUUUCCGUGCCUUGUGCACCGGCGAAAAGGGAUACGGCUACAAAGGAUCCACUUUCCACCGUGUCAUCCCCAAUUUCAUGUGCCAAGGUGGUGAUUUCACCAAUCACAACGGCACUGGUGGAAAAUCCAUCUAUGGAUCGAAAUUCGAGGAUGAGAACUUCACCUUGAAGCAUACCGGACCCGGUACUCUUUCAAUGGCCAACGCCGGUCCUAACACCAACGGCUCGCAAUUCUUCGUUACCACCGUGAAAACAUCGUGGUUGGACAAUCGUCAUGUUGUCUUUGGUACCGUCGUGGAGGGUAUGGAUGUCGUUAAGAAGAUUGAAUCCUACGGCAGCCAAUCGGGUAAAACAACUAAGAAAAUUACCGUGGCCGAUUGCGGACAACUUUAAAUGCGGAGAUAGGGAAAGAGAGAAAGAGAGGGUGAGAGAGAGAGAAAUAAUGUUGCUUCUACUGUAAACUUGAAAAAAUUCGCUGAGAAAGAGAGGCGGGUGCGAUAAGAAUUUAUCUAUUCCUCCGAAAAGAUAGUGGUGUAUCUCACAACUCUCUCUUUUUCCAUUAUCGUCUGAUGUGUGGAUGAGUUUUGUAAUUCCCUAUUUAAUUUUAAUGUUCCAAUAAAUCAAACUAAAUAACAAUUCGGAAUUAUUUUUGAGAAUUCGAACAAGGAAUAGUGUAAAACCCUCUGGAUCUUACUCUGCCCGGAUGCAUUUGGUGGUAACCCUUAGAAAUAUGAAUAAAUUCAGAAAAACAAUAAGAAGUUAAAACGCUUGAAAAGUUGUAUCGAAACGUUCCAAAAGGUAAAUAAUUUUUGGGUAGGCUUAGAUAAAUAGAAAUAUUCUGGCGAAAGAUAAAUCACGCAUAGUUUCAGUUUUUUCCGAAGCUGAAAACAAUCUUUUGUGGAUUUGGCCAAAACUAGAUGGAAUUUUUGUACUUUUUUACAUUUAUUUUUACAAUUUGCUUUCACUACUGCUUGGACUUCCGAGAAAAGCAGUGAAGGACUUUGUACCAGGUUUCCGUUUUGUUCCUUCCACUAUUCUCACUCUAAACAAUAUUUUAUUUACACCGUCAAGGUAUGCAUUUUCAAGCUGGUCUUUCUACUUUAAACAAACCACAAUCAUUUUAUAUUAACAAAUAAGUUUCUCACAUUUAAUAUUUGUUCAUGUGUAUGGCGAAGCACAUUUGUCUCUUUCCAAGCAAAUAAAGAAAAGGAACUAAAAAACUAUUGUAUAAUUAUUUGAAUAAUUUGUUGCAUUUUCUAGAGAAGCUAGUUUGAUAAGGAUUUUCGUAAUUGAAAGUAACUGUACUAUUGUAAUAAUUGUAUUCAUGCUUAAUCUUGAUACGGACAAACAAUUUUAAAAGAAAAGAAAUCAAAUAGAUGAAAAGGAUAUAGCGAAGAAUCGGGAAAUCGAUGAGAAAAUGUGUAUUCGACACCUUUGCAAACCAUUAUAUUCAAUUAUUCGACUAGAACAAGUAUAGAAAUGAAUCUUCACCUUUAAAGAAAUUGUACUCUGUCGCAGAUUUUCUCGAUAAUAGCAAAAGACAGUAAUAAACAUCAGCAAAGUAACAGCAACAUCAGUUAAAGAAGAGAAAGAAAAUUGUAACGGAAAAUACAUUUAUGGAAUAAUAAAUGAAUAAAAAAGGAGAUUGAUUGA